Messenger RNA from Cyprinus carpio (common carp), 810 nucleotides. RefSeq names its product gastrula zinc finger protein XlCGF7.1-like. Lineage: Eukaryota; Metazoa; Chordata; Actinopteri; Cypriniformes; Cyprinidae. The record is from RefSeq and is a predicted model, not a curated record. The transcript is spliced from 2 exons. Bases 1 to 810 code for a protein of 269 amino acids.
AUGCCGAAUGACACAGUGUGGAAAAAUAAUCAGAGUCUUGAGAGGCAUAUAAGAAUUCACACUGGAGAGAAGACUUACACCUGCCAACACUGUGGGAAAAGUUUUGCUCGACAUGGAAACCUUAAAGCCCACGUGAAAAUUCACACUGGUGAGAGCUCUUUUACCUGCCAAGAGUGUGGAAAAAAGUUUCAAUCAAAAAGCAGAGUCCUUAAACAGCCACAUGAGAAUUCACACUGGAGAGAAAAGCCUUACACAUGCUCUCAAUGUGGAAAAAAUUUCAGUCAACAUGGAAACCUUAAAGCCCACAUAAAAAUUCACACUGGGGAGAGCCCUUUUAUCUGCCAACAGUGUGGACAAAGUUUCAAGCAUAAAGUAAGCCUUAUAAAGCACAUGAGAAUUCACACAGGGGAAAAGCCUUACACAUGUCAGCAGUGUGGUGAAGUUUUGCCAGCAUGUAAACUUAAGGUCCACAUGAGAGUUCACACUGAAGAGAACCCUUACACAUGCCUUCAGUGUGGUGAGAGUUUUGCUCAACUUGGAAACCUUAAAGUCCAUAUGAGAGUCCACAAUGGAGAGAAGCCUUACACAUGCCAGCAGUGUGGUGAAACUUUUGCACAACGUGUAAACCUUAAAGCCCACAUGAAAUUACACAAUGGAGAGAGUCCCUUCACCUGCCAACAAUGUGGAAAAAGUUUAGCUCAUAAAGGAAGCUUUAACGUCCACAUGAGAAUUCACACUGGGGAGAAGCCUUACACCUGCCAACAGUGUGGAAAGAGUUUCACUCAAAAAGGAAGCCUUAACGGCAAAUGA